This is a messenger RNA of Drechmeria coniospora, 957 nucleotides long. RefSeq lists its product as uncharacterized. NCBI's taxonomy places the organism in Eukaryota, Fungi, Ascomycota, Sordariomycetes, Hypocreales, Ophiocordycipitaceae. The record is from RefSeq and is a predicted model, not a curated record. The coding region runs from base 1 to 957 and encodes 318 amino acids. The transcript has 2 exons.
AUGGACGAAACGCAAGGGCAACGGCGGGCAAAGGAAUCGUCCAACGACGGACUAGAAGCCUGCGCCGAGAAGGCGACGGUCCAAUCGCCAAGCAGGUUACGCGCCGCCGAGGGGACCUCCGUGGUCGAGGACGACGUCGACGGCGUCUUCGAGACGGACGACAGGACACUCGAGCAGUUGCUAGCGGACGUCGAUGCCGUCGAGGAGCCAUCUUCCAUCGCCCACGAGCCUAGGGAUGAAGAGGUUAAGGCUCUGCUGCGACGGCUGCGCGACGACGAUAAAGGACCAAAAGGUGUGCACGACUCGGAUGACUCGGACGGCGAGAAGAUGGCAACUGAGGUGCAUGAUAUCAUCGCCCGCUUCCGCGACGAGAUCGACCUCGACCCGAUGAGUCGACAAGACGACCUAGAAUCCCCUUUGGAACGAAAUCACAGUCACCGGGAGGCAACCGGCACCGAAGACGACGAGCUGGACGAAGGAAUGGACCUCCCCACUCUGCCCUCCAAUCUUGACGUCCUCCCUUCCGGUACCAUCCCUAACUCCACGCCCACAACCGAUGUCGUCGCCGCCGCCUCCUCCGUAUACGCAUCCUCGCCGGCACCCAGCACCGCCCUCGAAGACCUGACCGCCCGCAUGGCCGCCCUCCGCGCCCCCUCUCCCGCCCUCCGCCUCCCCACCGUCCCGUCCGGUCAGCCGACGCCUGCGGGCGAGCCCGUUCGCCGCCUCACGAGCACGACCGACUACACCGACGACGACGUCGACUCUUGGUGCACCGUCUGCCUCGAGGACGCCGCUCUGCGCUGCCUCGGCUGCGAGGACGACCCCUACUGCGUCCGCUGCUGGCGCGAGAUGCAUCAAGGUUCGGCCGCUGCCUUUGAUGACCAGGCGCACAAGGCAGUGCAGUUUACGAAAAAUCGGAAGGCGAAGGAGCCCAAGCUGGCGCUGGGCGCCGUGUAG